Molecule: messenger RNA, 352 nt
Organism: Triticum aestivum (bread wheat)
Lineage: Eukaryota; Viridiplantae; Streptophyta; Magnoliopsida; Poales; Poaceae
Product: cytochrome P450 709B2-like
Exons: 2
Coding region: 8-352 (114 amino acids)
Source: RefSeq, a predicted model, not a curated record
ACACACCAUGGGCCUGCCCAUGAUCUGGAUGGUGGCCACCAGCAUGACGGCGGCGUUGGCCUCGUCGUGGGUCGUUAGCGCUCUGUCGCGGUUCGUGUGGAGGCCCCGCGCCAUAAUCCGAGCGUUCCGGGCGCAGGGCGUGGGCGGGCCGGAUUACCGGUUCCUGGUCGGCAACAUCCGCGAGAUAAAGCGGCUGCUCGUCGAGAGCGUAGGGCUCGUGCUCGACGUCGGCUGCCAUGACUACGGCGCCCUGGUGCAGCCACACUUUCGCAAAUGGAUGGCCCUCUAUGGACGGACGUUCGUCUCGUGGCCCGGGGAGAGGCCGGAAUUGUUCAAACACCGCGUGUCUUAA